CCUAAUCACGUUUUCAAGCGGCAACCGUUUUCUAUUUAAACCCUUCUCAGCCCACUUUCAAUUCCUCCCCUCUUCGCUUCUCUUCCUUCUUCCUAUUGCAUUCUCUUUCUUUCUCGCCAUUGUAUUAGGUUUCUCAUACCGGAGAUCUGAAUCCGCUUUUUAGAUUGAAAUGGAAUACGAAAACCGAUACCGACAAGCACAGAGGCCGAAAUACGAGUGCCUUCUUUUGGAUCUGGAUGAUACUCUUUACCCUUAUAGCUCUGGCUUAGCAACAUCAUGCCGCAAGAAUAUUGAAGAUUAUAUGAUUGAGAAGCUUGGGAUAGAUAAGAGCAAGAUCUCCGAUAUGUGUAAUCUACUCUACAAGAAUUAUGGGACGACAAUGGCCGGUCUUAGGGCUGUAGGCUAUGAAUUCGACUAUGAUGAAUAUCACAGUUUUGUUCAUGGGAGAUUACCCUACGAGAACCUAAAACCGGAUCCCGUUCUUAGGAAUCUUCUGUUGAGUCUGCCUCUUCGCAAAGUGAUCUUCACAAACGCUGACAAGAUUCAUGCUGCAAAAGCACUAAGCAGACUUGGUCUAGAAGACUGCUUUGAAGGAAUUAUAUGCUUUGAGACUCUGAAUCAACCCAAAGACUCUUCUCCGUCUGAUGAAAAUGAGUCUGAGGUUGAAGGUUCAAGUCUAACUUCUAGCACUGGCAUUUUCGACAUUAUCGAGCAUUUCUCUCAACCAAACGCUGCUCUGGAUCUACUGCCGAGGACACCAGUUCUCUGCAAACCAUCUGAAUCAGCCUUCGAACACGCUCUCAAAAUUGCCAACAUCAAUCCUCAGAGAACGAUGUUCUUCGAUGACAGUGUUCGUAAUAUCCAGGCAGCGAAGCGUGUCGGUCUCCAUACUGUCCUAGUGGGCACUUCUCAUCGAACGAACGGUGCGGAUUUUGCCCUGGAGAGUAUCCAUAACAUCAGGGAAGCAGUCCCAGAGCUCUGGGAAGAGGCUGAGAAAUCAAAGGCCGUCAGGUACUCCGGCAAGGUUGCGAUCGAGACGCCGGUGACAGCUUAAGCUUUGUAUUGUUGUAGAUGGAAGGAAAAUGCAUCAGUGGUUGUAUUGUUAGAGAUGGAGGGAAAAUGAAUCAGUGGAAGAAGCUAAUCUCCUCAUUAGGAAAUCUCUUCCUUUGCUGUUAAUGAAUGUGUUUAAAUCAUUAUUUAUAAUAAAAUAAUCUUUUUUCGCUUGUAA
Magnolia sinica is the source of this 1228-nucleotide messenger RNA. RefSeq lists its product as uncharacterized. The record is from RefSeq and is a predicted model, not a curated record. Bases 170 to 1054 code for a protein of 294 amino acids. NCBI's taxonomy places the organism in Eukaryota, Viridiplantae, Streptophyta, Magnoliopsida, Magnoliales, Magnoliaceae. The transcript is spliced from 9 exons.